Molecule: messenger RNA, 1368 nt
Organism: Aspergillus oryzae RIB40
Lineage: Eukaryota; Fungi; Ascomycota; Eurotiomycetes; Eurotiales; Aspergillaceae
Exons: 3
Coding region: 1-1368 (455 amino acids)
Biological process (GO): carbohydrate derivative metabolic process
Molecular function (GO): carbohydrate derivative binding
Source: RefSeq, a predicted model, not a curated record
AUGGGGCACCUUCAGCAGCAAUCGCCGAUGAUCCCGCUAUCGUCCCCCGCGGACCCCUCCGUGCCCACCAUGAUAAAGAAAGACCGCCUCGCUCGCGACGAGCUGUCGCUUCUAUCCUUGACUCCUCCAGACGUGAUAAACUCUGCGUUAUCAACUACAAAGGAUGGCCAUGCUGAUGCAUCGGUAUCCACCGCCAUUCAUGUCAUUUCCACAGAGCGCGCCGCCCUAGCGCACUUGGAACGUCUUUAUGAAACAAAUGCGUUGGCGCAAGAGAGUCUUGCCCGGGCGGUAAGCCAGAUUGCUCGCAGCGUGCGGAGUGGAGGAAAAUUGGUAUGCUGCGGUGUAGGAAAGAGUGGAAAGAUUGCCCAAAAGCUCGAGGCAACGAUGAAUAGCCUGGGUAUCUACAGCGCAUUCUUACAUCCAACGGAAGCAUUGCAUGGAGACCUGGGCAUGAUUAGACCGCAAGAUACCCUGUUGUUGAUUUCUUUCUCGGGGCGCACGCCUGAGCUCCUGCUCCUGCUCCCUCAUAUCCCCUCAACGGUCCCAAUAAUCGCCAUAACUUCUCACCUCCACCCGUCCACAUGCCCUUUAUUGUCGUUUCAACCGUCCGACAUGGGCAUCCUCCUACCAGCACCCAUUCACGAGGACGAGGAGUUAUCCAUCGGCGUAUGCGCCCCAACCUCGUCUACGACGGUAGCCCUGUCACUGGGAGAUGCCCUGGCUAUCGCCACCGCCAGACGACUACACACAUCUCCAGGAAGAGGCCCAGCAGAGAUCUUCAAGAGUUUCCACCCCGGCGGAGCCAUCGGCGCCGCAUCGAACGUCCUCACGCCAAUGAGCAUGUCCACCGCCUCAUUCCCCUCCACAACUUCAGACGACCUCUCCAGUCAACAGCAGUCCGUCGCCUCGCUCCCCCAGUCAGAGGACACCCAACGCAUAAUCGACAAGCUCGUCCCCAUCGACCAAAUCCCAGCAGUAUCUACAUCCACUGGCACCAUCCGUCUCCUAGAUAUCUUGCUCACAGCCAUCCAACACCCCACCGCCAAGUCCUGGGUCCAUCUGUCUCCGUCCGAAAUAAUCCCACCCCGACAUCUCCGCUCCCUUUCGCAAACAAACUAUGUAGACAUGGACACGUCCGCGCUAGCCUCUCUCGGCCUCCCGUUUUCCGUACCCCGGGAUGAUUGGCUCCGGCUCCCUAGCUCGACCUCCCUCGACGAUGCGCGUCGGCUAGUUUCGGAAUCUACCGCUGCUGCGGGGGCCGUCAUAGCCGUCAUGCAGGACGAGAAUCCCGAUGCUUGUUUGGGCUUCUUUGAAGCGGAGGAUCUGUGGGAUGGAUUUAUCAGUACAGGAGUCGUGUCAGGGGUAUAA